AUGCAGAGCCGACUCUUGCCCUGGGGCAGUGACAUGAAGAUGUCUGUGCAGACGGAGCCGGCCAAUGAAGUACAGCAUGAUAAUCCGCUUUCGCAGACGGAUGGUGCGGUUCGCGAAGCCCUUUCGUGGCCCAUUGCCGUGUCUGCUGCGGCAGAGCUGCCGUCAAGCGAGCAGGAUCCGCUAAGCAGGCCUUCAGAUGUGGACGAGCUGGGCGGCUUGGAGCAACAGCAGACGGAGCCUGCUGGGAUUCCUUCUUCACCCCCUCGAGCACACUGUGGCGAUGUCGUUGGAAUCGGAUGCUUCAACGACAGCAUUGCAGCCAGGCUCCGUGAGGAAGCAUCUUUGCCACAAUCUCAAAGUGCAGAAGUCGUCUCAGUCGCCGCGCGAGAUCAUGAAGUUUCUGGGGCACCAUCACCGCUCCAUGGAGAAGACUCAGAGCAGUACGAGCAUCGAUCUGAAAUCCAAUCGGAGGAGGACGAGCCAGCCGAUUCUGUGGCAGAACAGUUCGACCAGUCACACGCAAGCAAGCUUCCGAUCGACGACCGAGAGGAGGAUCCGGCCGGCUACGUCCCAGGCGAAGCUGAGCAGAGGACGGCGAGGCCGAUGGACCAAGGUGAUGAGGAUCCACCGCCCUGCGCCUCCGAGGGUGCCGCGAUCUCAGAACAUAGCACCCUGGCUAAUGGGCUUCAAGGCAAAGAUGCCGCCAUCUCCUGGCAAGCUGCGUCACGGCUUGGAAAGAAGGCGAGCUUCGUCUCCAAGGCUGCCAAGCCGUACGAGAGGGAAGCCAGUCUCGAAGCGCAGGCUGCCCUGCAGGCGAAGAUGCAAGACGAAGUGGAGAAAGCAGAGGUGCGAGUGCGUGAGGAGCUUCAAGCCCAGUUGCAAGCACAGGCUCCGAGCGUUCUUGCGGGUUGCUGCAUGGCCGUGGACUAG
Symbiodinium necroappetens is the source of this 930-nucleotide messenger RNA. NCBI's taxonomy places the organism in Eukaryota, Dinophyceae, Suessiales, Symbiodiniaceae. The record is from the annotation of a GenBank genome assembly.